UCUUCCUAUAUAUACUCAACCUUUCUCUUACACCCACUUCAUAAUAAUCCUAUUUCUCUCUCUCUCUAAACAUCGAUUCGAACCUCAUUCUCCCUCUCGUUUCUCUCUCCAGCAAUAAAGACUAAUUGAUAAUGGAUGGAAGUUGCACAGAUGAUCAAAGCACAACCACUGAAACAACUUCAACGGUUGCUGCACCUGUGACUACGCCGCCGCUGAUCGGCAGUGGGGGAAGCGUGGUUCUUGACCUGGAAGGUGGUUUGGAAGCCGAGUCAAGGAAGCUGCCUUCAUCAAGAUUCAAAGGCGUAGUCCCACAACCUAACGGCCGUUGGGGUGCUCAGAUUUAUGAGAAACACCAGCGCGUGUGGCUUGGAACCUUCAACGAAGAACAUGAAGCUGCCAAGGCGUAUGAUACCGCCGUUCAACGCUUUCGUGGCCGAGAUGCCGUCACUAACUUUAAGCCGCUUCCAGCCGACACGGAUGAAGCCGGGUUGGAAGCCAGUUUCUUGAAUUCUCAUUCCAAAGCUGAGAUCGUUGAUAUGCUGAGAAAACACACUUACAAUGACGAGCUGGAGCAAAGUAAGAGAAGCUGCAGCUUACACAAAACCCCUUUUACAGAUGGGUUCAGAUCGGGUCAUCAGCUGGUCAACGCCCGGGAACAACUGUUUGAGAAGACCGUCACCCCCAGUGACGUCGGAAAACUAAACCGACUAGUGAUACCAAAGCAGCACGCCGAGAAGCACUUCCCGUUGCAAAACGGAAGCACUUCCAAAGGAGUACUUUUACAUUUCGAAGACAUUGGGAUGAAAGUGUGGAGAUUUCGUUACUCAUACUGGAACAGUAGCCAGAGCUACGUGUUGACCAAAGGGUGGAGCCGGUUCGUGAAAGAAAAGAACUUAAAGGCCGGUGACAUUGUGAGCUUUCAGAGAUCCACCGGUCCAGACAAGCAACUUUACAUCGAUUGGAAGGUCAAAAAUGGGUCAGGUAAUACCAAUCAAAAACCAGUUCACCCGGUCCAGAUGUUUAGGCUGUUUGGAGUCAAUAUAUUCAGUGCAACUACUCAUGGGGUUGAUAGCACUUGCAAUGGCAAGAGAAGUAACAUAGAAAUGGAGUUGUUGGGGUUAGGAAACUGUAAGAAACAAAGAAUUAUCGACCCUUUGUAACAAUUUCUCUUUCUUUGGGGGUGUGUUUGAUAAUAUUUUGGAGUACUCUUUUCUAGAGAUGAUGAUGAGGAAUGGAGCUGGAAAGUGGUGGGAAUGGAAUAGGAGGGGGUGCAAGUUGCAAAAGUUUGUAUAUUUAUUUUAGAAACUGAAAAGAUAAUUGAGCUAAAGAAAGCUCAAUGUAGGGAUCAAGUUGAACAGUUGUAAAAAAACCCCAAGAAAAAUAGAAAUUUUUUGUUUUCCAAAACUUAUCAUCUCAAUUGUGUCCUUGACUAACUUUCGUAUUUGAAUACAUUAUUGUUUGUACCAUAACUUAUUCAUUAACAAUAACAGUUGUAUACGAUAUCUGUGACCUUCUGUCCACUGAUUUGAUCAUACUUGUAGUGUUCUCUCUGUGUGAUCUUAUAGUCUACAUACAGUCAUGUAUGUAUGUGAUUAUGUACAUGUGAUGUAAUAAAGAAAUAAUUUCUUCAA
Molecule: messenger RNA, 1631 nt
Organism: Cynara cardunculus var. scolymus (artichoke)
Lineage: Eukaryota; Viridiplantae; Streptophyta; Magnoliopsida; Asterales; Asteraceae
Product: AP2/ERF and B3 domain-containing transcription repressor TEM1-like
Exons: 1
Coding region: 132-1160 (342 amino acids)
Biological process (GO): regulation of DNA-templated transcription
Molecular function (GO): DNA-binding transcription factor activity; DNA binding
Source: RefSeq, a predicted model, not a curated record